GAAAUAUCUUAUCAUGAUUCAACCAAAAGACAAUAUAUUUAAUGAGCAAAACCAACGCCUAAAGUUUGGGCUACUUAAUAUUAGAUCACUAAAUCCAAAAGCAGUUAUUGUAAAUGAAAUGAUCACAGACAACAGUUUUGAUAUACUUUGCCUCACUGAAACCUGGCUUAAGCCAAAUGAUUAUUUUGGUCUAAAUGAGUCUACUCCUCCAAGCUACGGUUAUAUUCAUGAGCCACGUCCGGUUGGUCGAGGUGGUGGUGUCGCAACAAUCUUUAGAGACUUUCUUACAGUUACUCGGAGAACAAUGCAUACAUUUAAAUCAUUUGAAAUGCUUGCGUUGAACAUAACAGUUCCAAACAAAAGUAAAAAAUCAUUGGUCUCUCUUACAUUGGUUACUGUGUAUAGACCCCCUGGGCCUUACACUAAUUUUCUGAUAGAGUUCGCAGACUUCUUAUCGGAUCUAUUGGUUAACGUCGAUAAAGUACUGAUUGUUGGAGAUUUUAAUAUCCACGUAGACAGUGCUAACGAUCCAUUAGCUGUGGCGUUUAAAGAACUACUAGACUCUUGUGGUGUAACACAAUACAUCAAUAGACCUACUCAUCGCCUUAAUCAUACCCUAGACUUGAUUAUAUCUCACGGAGCCGAUCUAACCAUUAUCGAUAUUAUACCUCAAAGCGACGAUGUUUCCGAUCACCAUCUUAUAAUAUGUACACUGCGCACUGCAGAAAUCAGUUGUAUAUCUCGUUAUCGACAAGGUAGAACAAUCACCUCAACUACUAAAGAUAGUUUCGUAAAGAACUUGCCAGAUCUGACUUCUCUAAUAACCUUUCCAACGAAUAUAAAAUUGCUCGAUGACAUGACCAGCAACAUGGGCACUAUUUUCUCUAAUACAUUAGAAGCGGUCGCACCUAUGAAGUCAAAAAGGAUAAAUGAAAAGAACAUAGCACCAUGGUAUGAUAACACCACUCGCGCCCUAAAAAGAGAAACGCGUAAACGGGACCGAAAAUGGAAACAAACCCAAUUAGAGGUCUUUAAAAUUGCAUGGAAAGAGAGUGCAAGCUGUUACAAAAAGGCACUAAAAGCAGCAAAAGCCGAGCACUUCCGUAACCUCAUAGAAAAUAACAAAAACAAUCCAAGGUUUUUAUUUAGUACAAUUGCUAAAUUAACAAACAAACAGACUCCACCUGACCUGGGUAUUCCGCCGCACCUUGGUAGCAAUGAAUUCAUGAAAUUUUUUACCGAGAAAAUCGAAAUAAUACGAGACAACAUAGCUAAAACCAAACCUCCAAGUUUGUCGGAAGAAUUAGUUUCAACCGUCACCCAAAAAGAAAAGCUAGAGUGUUUUUCUCCUAUAAAUCAGGAAGAUUUAAUUAAAAUUAUUGCAACAUCCAAACCGACGACAUGCUUAUUAGACCCCAUUCCGACUACUCUAUUAAAAGAGUUACUACCUGCUGUAAUUGAGCCCAUUUGUAACAUAAUCAACUCGUCUAUUAAUCUAGGACAUGUCCCAGGACCCUUUAAACUGGCUGUAAUUAAGCCUCUUAUCAAAAAAACAAAUUUAGACCCAAAUGAACUUGGAAGCUAUAGACCGAUUUCAAAUCUCCCGUACUUGUCAUAAAUACUAGAAAAAGUAGUGUCAACUCAACUGUGUACCUUCCUACAAAAUAAUGACAUGCACGAAAAGUUUCAGUCUGGCUUUAGACCGCAUCACAGCACUGAAACUGCGCUCGUUAGAAUUACAAAUGACCUUCUUAUUGCUUCAGAUAAAGGAAACAUCUCACUCUUAGUCCUGCUUGACCUUAGUGCUGCUUUCGAUACUGUAGACCAUAAAAUACUACUAGAUCGUUUACACCAUUAUAUCGGUAUUCAGGGACAGGCACUGCAAUGGUUCAGAUCUUACUUAACAGACCGAUAUCAAUACGUCCAUUUAAAUGUGAAAUCGUCAAAUCUUACGCAAGUCAAUUAUGGAUUACCUCAGGGAUCGGUUUUAGGACCCUUGCUUUUCUCCAUAUACAUGCUGCCCCUCGGCAACAUUAUUAGAAAACAUGGAAUUAGCUUCCACUGUUAUGCAGAUGAUACUCAGCUAUAUAUCUCAUCAAGACCAGAUGAUUCCUUUAAGCUAUCCAAACUGGCAGAGUGCAUCGAGGACAUAAAACAUUGGAUGACUAGUAAUUUCCUCCUAGUAAUUUAAACUCUAGCAAAACAGAAAUAUUACUUAUAGCACCAAAAUUAAGUAAACCGAAUAUCUCCGAUUACAGCCUGCAAAUUGAAAGCUGCACUGUUACUCCAACAAAUACAGUUAAAGACCUAGGCUAUAUAUUAGACGGCAACCUGUCAUUUAAAAAUCACAUCUCAAAUAUCACAAAAACAGCCUUCUUCCACCUUAGAAAUGUUGCCAAAUUACGAAAUAGUUUAUGUGUUGCAGACGCAGACGCAGAAAAGCUUAUUCAUGCAUUUGUGACCUCACGGCUUGACUAUUGUAAUGCUCUACUUAGCGGUUGUCCUGUAUCAUCGAUAAACAAACUACAGUUAGUUCAGAAUGCAGCUGCCAGAGUUCUUACUAGGUCAAGAAAAUACGAUCACAUAACCCCAGUUUUAUCAUCGCUUCACUGGCUACCCAUUAAGUAUCGCAUUGAUUUUAAAAUUAUUUUAAUUACUUACAAAGCCCUGAACGGUUUAGCACCUACUUACUUAACCGAGCUUUUAUCACGUUACAACCCAUCACGCUCGCUGAGAUCUCAAAACUUAGGACUUUUGACAAUACCUAGAAUAACAAAAUCCACCAAAGGUGGACAAGCUUUCUCAUACGUAGCACCUAAACUCUGGAAUAGCCUUCCUGAUACUUUUCGAGGGUCAGACACACUCUCCCAAUUUAUAUCUAGAUUAAAGACACAUCUUUUCAGCCAAGCUUUCACUUAAUGCAUAGUUAAUGAACAGCAGCUACGCUAAUUAUUCUCUUUAUUCUCUUUCCGCCUCUGCCUCGGGAUGCCCAUCCCGAGGUAGGAAGAAGUUCCACCAUGUCCAGACGACCGACAGAUGCCCAUCCCCAUGCCCAUCCCGAGGUAGGAAGAAGUUCCACCAUGUCCAGACGACCGACAGAUGCCCAUCCCCAAUUUGAGAUUACACCAGAUACAGCUGCAGACUGACUGACCAUCCCAGCUCCAUCUAAGGCAAUUCCACCAGCUGCCAAGAGAAAUAUGACCAUCGGACCAUCCCAGCUCAGACCACUACAUCCCCAACCAAGAGCAAAGACGGACUAUUUGUCUUAUUAAUGCUGAAGUUACAAUAUUUGGUAUUAAAUGCUAAACUAAAAUCACAUGUCACCAGUCUGAGUGCAGCUAUGACACCUCAGAGGGGAUCUGGCCCUCCCGGUUGAGCCUGGUUUCUCCCGAGGUUUUUUUCUCCAUUAAUCAAUCAUUGGAGUUUGGGUUCCUCGCCACAGCAGGGCAGUGUUGGCCUGCUCACCGGGAGACUGCAUUCAUUCAUUUAUUUAUUUAUUUAUUUAGAAAUUAGAUGUUAUUUAUUAGAAUGAACUUACUCGUUGUAUAAAUACCAUGCACUGUGCUGUGUUUUAACUUUUCUGUUUUUC
This is a messenger RNA of Triplophysa dalaica, 3589 nucleotides long. RefSeq lists its product as uncharacterized. NCBI's taxonomy places the organism in Eukaryota, Metazoa, Chordata, Actinopteri, Cypriniformes, Nemacheilidae. Gene Ontology annotation, molecular function: catalytic activity. The transcript has 2 exons. Bases 14 to 1618 code for a protein of 534 amino acids. The record is from RefSeq and is a predicted model, not a curated record.